Molecule: messenger RNA, 723 nt
Organism: Rhizophagus irregularis DAOM 181602=DAOM 197198
Lineage: Eukaryota; Fungi; Glomeromycota; Glomeromycetes; Glomerales; Glomeraceae
Source: RefSeq, a predicted model, not a curated record
UAAAUUUAUUAUCACGUGGCUAUAACUUUGGUGAUGAUAACGUUUUAGCCACAUUUAUGAUUUUCAUGUGCCUAUUAAAUAAAGUAUUAAACUAGUGUAUUUUUGGAUUUUUUCUUUUUCUCAUUUUCUCAUUUUUCAUUUUAAAAAUUGUAAUGGUUGAUAAUAAACUUUUGCCAAAAUUAUCACAAAAUUUACUCGAAACUUUAGACGAUGAAGAAUAUUAUGAUGUUACAAUUGAAGUUGGAAAAGACCCUGACGUAAAAACAUUUCGUGCUCAUAGGGUUAUUUUAAAUUAUCGUUCACCAUAUUUGCGAAGAAUUUUAUCAACCAAUAAAAAGAAAAAUGACGGGUUUGUGACACAUAUUAGUUUACCAAAUAUUUCACCAGAAAUUUUUCAAAUAGUAUUAAGGUAGUAAAAAAAAUGGUAAUUUGAAAUUUAUGUAUUUUUAGUAAAUAAUUUCUAAUAUUGCCAUCAUUCUUACUCAGAUAUAUCUACGGAGGAAUAAUUCCAUUGGAAGAAUAUAAUAUAUUAGAUAUUGUUAAAAUUUUUGUUGCUGUUAAUGAGCUUAGUCUUCAAGAAUUAAUCCCUUAUUUAGAAACCUUCUUGCUUGAAAAUGCAGCAAAUUGGGUGGAAAAACAUUUUGAUUUAAUAUAUCAAAUAAGCUAUGAAAAUGAUUCUUUCUCAAAAAUUCAAAAAUAUUGUAUCGAUUUAAUUUCCAAAGA